Messenger RNA from Macrosiphum euphorbiae (potato aphid), 1308 nucleotides. Lineage: Eukaryota; Metazoa; Arthropoda; Insecta; Hemiptera; Aphididae. The record is from the annotation of a GenBank genome assembly.
AUGUUUUUUCAACACAAUUUUAAAUUUAAUAAUAACUUAAUUGAAAAAAAACACUUAAUAUCAUUUUUUGAACAAGACAGUAAAUGUAAUUUAAGAACAGCCCCAAAAUUAACACAUUCUCAUAUUUUUCCUGGACCAUUUGAGAAAAUGAAAGUUUUUUUGGCUGCGCAAGUGUUUAGUCAAAGUGUAGCAGCCGGCAUGGAGACUUACCUUGUUAGUAAUAAAUUGGAGUCUUCUUCAAAGGCAACAAUAGAUUUUAUAGAAAAUAUUGACAAACUUUUUGAUAUCUUCAAUUCUUCAAGAAGGCCAACUUCAAAAAAUUUCAAUAGACCCUUUAAACAAACAAAAGAACAAGAAGACCAUUUAAAAUAUAUGCAUAAUUUUUUUACAAAUUUAAUUAUUAUUAGCAAAAAAGAACAAACUGAUGUUACUAACCGGAUGAAAUUUAUUAAUGGUUGGUUGAUCUCCAUAACUGGCUUGCUGUUACUUUGGAAAGACUUAAAAUCAACAAGACCAUUAAACCAACAAGAAAAUUAUGUUUUAUACACUGCCAGAUUAAACCAGGAUACUAUUGAGAAUCUUUUUUGUACAAUUAGACAACAAAAUGGCAAUAACACUAAUCCAACUCCUUAUCAAUUUUUGUUUGCAUUUAAAAAAAUUUUUUUACUUAAUUAUUUUCAACACUCAGAAAAAGCAAAUUGCAUAAAUGAUUUGGAUGCAAUUUUAACUCAAAUACCCACUGAUUCAGACUUAGACAUUAGCACCCUAUUUGCUGAUAAAACACCCUUUCAAUUUAAAAAAACGUGUCCACUUUCUAUAGGACAUGUUGAUUAUAGAAAUUUAGAAAUUCCUGAACAAAAUGCAUUCAUUUAUGUUUGUGGAUAUAUUAUGAGUAAAUGUCUAACCAAACACUCAUGUGAAAUAUGUUUAGAGUAUGCAAAAACCCAAAAAAAUUUAGAUCCUUCAUUUUUGUUAUGCUUUUUUAAAGCGUAUGAAAAUGCUGAAAAAUCAACUUUUGGAAAUUUAAAUAUGCCCCAUGAAAAUUUUUACAAUUAUGUUUAUAGCUUGGAAUCUGAAUUUAUAAAUAGUUUUCCUAUUUUGUCUGUUGAAAAAGGAAUAGGCGAUAAACUUAAAAUGAGAAUGCUUAAUAUUGAUUAUGAACAUCCAUGUCCCAACUUUGAUAAAGAUUACUUACUGAAUUUUUUUUUGCGUUUUAGAAUUUAUGCUUCAAUUAAAUUUUUAAAUAGACAUUUGGUAUCUGAAAAAAAAAUCAAAAACAGAAAGUUAGCAAUUUUGCAGCAUUUGUAA